Messenger RNA from Stegostoma tigrinum, 2083 nucleotides. It is a transcript of the gene sac3d1, whose product is annotated as SAC3 domain containing 1. Gene Ontology annotation, cellular component: centrosome; nucleus; spindle. The record is from RefSeq and is a predicted model, not a curated record. Gene Ontology annotation, biological process: centrosome duplication; spindle assembly. The coding region runs from base 249 to 1292 and encodes 347 amino acids. Lineage: Eukaryota; Metazoa; Chordata; Chondrichthyes; Orectolobiformes; Stegostomatidae. The transcript has 3 exons.
CUGUGUGUUUGAAUAUUGCCUUACAUUGGAAUAUUUUGUCUGAGAAUAGAACCUGUGCGCUGCCUGCCACGCAUCAUCCUGAGCUCCACAAUGUUCAGCUCCUACUCCAGAGCCUGGUGGAUAUUUCAGUGCAGCACAGAGUGAGUGCUACACUGUCGGGGGUGCCAUGUAUCCAGUUCCUUGGUGAUAAUACGGAAGGGGCUGGGGGUUUGAGCCCUGGUGUCAUGGCCAGGAAUGUUCUAUGCUGAAUGAUGUCUGUGAAGUUUGUAGAGCCAGAUGUGGCCCACACAGGAACCUGUCCUGGCAUGUGCCCAGAUAAAGAGAGAGAUGAACGACAGAGGCAAAAGAGACUUCACAAGUUUGAAAUCCUGGAGGGAACUGUGAGAGACCGGCUGCCUAGAGCCAACCCACACAGAAUAGUGAAGGAAUAUGCACGACCAGCAGCUGGAAAAGAAGCUGCACAACUGUGUGAGCUUCGCCCGGCUCACGUCCUCCUUAAGACUGUCCAUUAUCUGGUCAAUGAGAUUGUUCCGCGGCACGUUGAACCCUGGGCGGAAGUGUAUGAUUAUGUGUUUGACCGACUGCGUAGUGUGCGUCAAGAUAUGACCAUUCAAAAGGUCAGUGGGCCCAUCGCAGUGACCAUUCUGGAGAAGACUCUACGCUUCCUCCUUUGUGCCUCGUACUGGUUGUGUGAGGAACCCAUUCAGGUUUUCGAUCCAAAAAUGAAUGAUGUUCAUGCUCAGGAGUGUUUCAGUUUGCUACUUGCCAAUUAUUCUGAUGGGAAUUACAAAAAUGAAGUUGAAUUUCAGGCUCUGGCCAUUCUCUAUAACCUGGGUUCAGUGAAAGCUCUUCAAUACGCCUUACUCCUGCCACAUCACACCCGAGAUUCGCCUGACAUGAAGCUGGCAUUUGCCAUGAACCAAGCUUUAGCAGAGGGAAACUAUGUGCGAUGUCUGCGACUAAUUCGCCGCUUGUCCUUCCUGCAGAGCUGUGCAAUUUAUCGACACAUUGAACAAUUCCGGCAUGACCUACUUCGAGUUUUUAACUAUGGCUACAGCAGCCGCAACUGUCGCUACCCUCUCCAGAGGCUGGCAAACCUACUGGGCAUGGACAGUGUAUCCUCAGCUGCUGAGCUUUGUCAGCGCCAUAACCUGGAGGUGACAGAUAAUGCAGUGUGCUUCCAGAAGAGCUGCUAUAGAGAACCUAGUCCUGGGCCAAAGCAACAAGAACUGGGACUGGUCAGCAGAAAACAAGGAAACAGGACAAAGUCAAGCAUCAUUCAUGGCCACUGAGUUAAACCAGACUGAACAGCAGCUAACAGGGCAGCUCUCCUUGUACUCUCCCAGCUCCUUAACUUUCAAACACAUUUGGCCACAAUGAACUAAUCUAGGCCCAACUCGCCCAGUCACACCAUUUAGUCGUGUCCUAUCUGCUGUUGUGAAGGAAUUAGUGUGGACAGCUAAUGAGGUUCUGAGAGGGCUUGAUGGGAACAGUGUCAAUGGUGCUUUAUUCUGCAUUUGACCCUAUGUUGUCCCUGCCCUGGGAGUGUUUGAUGGGAAUAGUGUUCAGAGGAGCUUUACUCUGUAAUUAACCCGUUCUGCCCUAGAUGUGGGAGAGUGUGAUGAGGGACAGCGUAGAGGGAGUUUUCCUCAGUUUCUAACAUUGUGCUGUCCCUGUCCUAGGAGUGUUUGAUGGAGCAGUUGCAUUUCCAGCAUCAAUAUCCCCAUGACUAAAUUUACGCUAAAGACAAUUGGAGUGUUUGCAUUUUGUGAUGUCGAUUCACUGGUUCUUCCCCUGGGCUGUUCUUAUUUCUGAUGGAAAGUGAAUCCCUGCUAUUCUGAUUGUGGGAUUAAGUCCCAGUUCAGGAACUCUCACUUUACCUUUCUCUGAAUUUACAUUGUUCAAUACACUUUGAAAGUGGUAAAAAGGAAGUUAUAUUUUAAGGAGUGCCUUUAUAUAAAAUUUAUAAAUCAAAAUAUCUGUACUAUGGCUAUAGCAUGGCUGAUGUCUCACCUGUGACUGCCUCAUAGAAAGCUGGUACAGUAAGAUUGAACACAAAAUAAAGAUGAGCAUUUUUAUAGAA